UCCUUUUUCAUUUAGAUCAAAAACUAAAAGGAAUCAUCAUCAUCAUCAUACUCCUCAUCCUCAUCAAUCAUUCCAUCCUGGAUCAUGUGAGAAAAGUCUGUCACUGACAGACUGUUUUUUUUUUUUUUCCCCUUUUCCUUUUCUGAACUUUUUUUUUCCUCAAGUGGGGUGGUUCUUUCAAGAAGUUUUCUAGUGGAUUAAUUAAGAUUUUCUGCGUUGUUGCCAACUGCACCAUUCCUUUCCUUAAUUUCUUCAUCUUUUUUUUCAUUUCAAUUUCUUAACUACUGGGAACUGCCACUUUGGUCCUCCAUUCACAAUCAUUAUGGCCACCCAAACUCUUGAUUCCCAUCAAACUUCUACAUCCGAUGAGAAAAUGGUGAAGUUAAGUAGUGAAACAGUACAAAUGGAACAGAUAAAUGUCUCUUCACCACAAGAAACUGUAGAAGACGACAAAGAGAAAGGCAAAGCUGACAACGUACAUAUUCCAGAUAGUACUUUGUCCACGACAGAAGAAAAAGAAGUGGAUAUUCAGGUUGAGCCUCCUGUUAUUGAGGUGAAAAAAAGAGAUGAAGAUCCUGUUGUUGGUCUAUCAAUUCAAGACACUGUGAAGGUGGAAAAAGAAUCACCUUUUGUCGCAGAGGUAGUGACCUCUGUUGCUGAGGAGAGCCCAUCAGCUGAACCGGUUGGAGGAGAAGCAACAGAGCUGCCAGUAAUUGCGUUCUUGGAGAGGAGUAUAAAGGAGUUUGAUGCAGCUGACAAUGUUAAGAGCCCACCAGAAGAGCAGCCAACUGCACAAAAAGUAGAAGAGCAACCAUUAGAGGCUGUGGGCCUUCCAAAGUUAGAGGAUGAAUCAUCAGACGAUACGGUUGACAGUCAAGGAAAAGAGAAACCAGGUGCCGCUGUACAGUCUGCAACAGAAGCCGCAGAAAAAGUUGAAACUUUAACUGCGCCUGUUGAAGUAGAAGAGAAGAAGCCACAGAUUAUUGAUAAUCCAGAAUUAUCAGUUGUUGUAGACUCAGGUAAGGGCCCAGCAGAGGCAAAUGAGGAACUGGCAACAGAAUGCGUCAGUGUAGAGAAAGAACCAGACAAGGAACCAGAAGCUGGUGUUCCAGAAGAAUCCGUUGAACCAGCAAAGAAAGAAGCUCAGCCGAUAGAGGUUGUUCCAGCGGAAGAACCAAUAGAGGCGGUUGCAAAAGAAAUUGUUGAAACAGUUGAACCUCCAGCAGAAGAGAAGCAGCCAGCCGAAGUUCAUCCAAUCAAAGGAUUGGAAGAAGUGAAAGCAAAAGAAGUUCCCAAGGAAAAGGAGCAGGCAUCUGAAGUUGAACCAGCGCAAGAAUCAAGAGAGGUGAUUGAAACAAAGAUUAGUGAAUCUGUAGAAGUUCCCCAGGAAAGUGAAUUGCUAGUUGAAGUUCAUCAACCAAAAGAACUAGUAGCGAAAGAAAAAGAGACAAAUGAAUCCAUCGAACCUCUCAAGAAUGAGGAGCAGCCGGUUGAAGUUAUUUCCCAGAAAGAAUCAGUUGAAGUUAUGGUAGAAGAGGUUAGCGUAUUAUUUGAACCUCACAAGAACAAGGAGCAGGCAGAUGAAAGCUUUUCAGCGACAGAAUCUGGAGAAGAGAACAAAAAAGAAGCCAAUGAUUCCACAUUGGGUUCUGAAGAAGUUGAGAAACAAGAAAAGGAGAUCAUUGAAGUGAAGGAUGGUACAGGAGAGUUAUCUGAAAUAACUAAACAAGUUCUUGACACUCAUGCCGAGGCUGAAACCGUGAAAGAUGAGAAGCCAUUAGCAUCUGGAGAUGACCAUGGCCCAUCAAUUGAAGGGAAAAUCCAGGAAGAGGGAAGUGAUAAACAAGAUUCAGUAGGUCAGGUGGCUGAAUCUGGUCCUAUAGAAGACUCUGUUAAGAGCCCAGAAAAAGAGCAACCAGCUACAGAGUUUGAAAGUGUGGAGAAAGAGCCAGAGGAGGAACCAGAGACAAUUAGUCUUCCAGAAAAAUCUGUAGAACCACCAAAGAAAGAAGCGCAGCCAAUUGAGGCUGUUUCAGUGAAAAAACCAGAAGAGGUGGUUGCAAAAGAAGUUAUUGAAACCCUUGAACCUCCAAUGCAAAAGGAGCAGCCAGCAGCGAUAGCAAAAGAGAGAAUUGAUGCGGUAGCAGAAGAAGUUACUGAAACAAUUGAACCUCCAAAGAAAGAAGCGCAGCCAAUUGAGGUUGUUUCAGUGACAAAACCAGAAGAGGUGGUUGCAAAAGAAGUUAUUGAAAUCAUUGAACCUCCGAUCGGAAAGGAGCAGCCAGCAGUGAUAGCAAAUGAGAGAAUUGAUCUGGUAGCAGAAGAAGUUACUGCAACAAUUGAACCUCCAACAGAAAAGGAGCAACCAGUAGUGAUAGCAAAAGAGAUAAGUGAGGUUAUCCCAAAGGAAGUUACUGAAACAGUUACAACAGGAAAGGUGCUACCAGUAGUGACAGCAAAAGAGAUAAGUGAGGUGGUUGCAGAAGAAGUUAUUGAAACGAUUGAACCUUCAACAGAAAAGGAGCAACCAGUAGUGAUAGCAAAAGAGAUGAGCGAGGUGGUUGCAGAGAAAGUUACUGAGCCAGAUGAAACGGUUGAACCUCCAAUAGAGAAGGACCAACCCGUGGUGAUAGCAAAAGAGAUGAUUGAGGUUGUUGCAGAAAAAGUUAGUGAAACAGUCGAACCUCCAACAGAAAUGGAGCAACCCGUGGUGAUAACAAAAGAGAUAAGUGAGGUGGUCGCAAAAGAAGUUACUGAAAUGGUUGAACCUCCAACAGAAAAGGAGCUAUCAGUAGUGGUAGCAAAAGAGAUAAAUGAUGUGGUUGCAGAACAAGUUACCGAAACAGUUGAAACGAUUGAACCACCAACCGAAGAGGAGCAACAAGUAGUGGCAGCAAAAGAGAUGGGCGAGGUGGUCGCAAAAGAAGUUACUGAAACGGUUGAAUCUCCAACAGAAAAGGAGCUAUCAGUAGAGGUAGCAAAAGAGAUAAAUGAUGUGGUUGCAGAACAAGUUACUGAAACAGUUGAAACGAUUGAACCACCAACAGAAAAGGAGCAACAAGUAGUGGCAGCAAAAGAGAUGGGCGAGGUGGUCACAAAAGAAGUUAGUGAAACGGUUGAAUCUCCAACAGAAAAGGUGCUACCAGUAGUGAUAGCAAAAGAGAUAAGCGAGGUGGUUGCAGAACAAGUUACUGAAACGGUUGAACCUUUAACAGAAAAUGAGCAUCCGGUAGUGAUAGCAAAAGAGACAAGUGAAUCCAUUGAGGCUCUCAAGAAUAAGGAGCAAUCAGAUGACGUUAUUUCCCAGAAAGAAUUAGUAGAAGUUAUAGCACCAGAGGUUAGUGCAUCCUUUGACCCUCCUAAGAACAACGAGCAGGCAGAUGAAGGUUUUCCAAUGACAGAAUCUGGUAAGAGACUAAAAGAGGAGCCUCCAGCUAAAGAAUGUGUCAGCGUAGACAAUGAACCAAGGGAGGAACCAGAGACAAGUCUUGUUCCAGACUUAUUCGUUGAACCUCUCAAAAAAGAAGAGCAGACUAAUGAGGUUCUUACAGAAGAAGAACAAGUAGAAAUUAUCACAAAAGAAAUUAUUGAAACAUUUGAACCUCCAACAGAAAAGGAGCAGCCCGUUGAAGUUGACCGCCAAAAAGAAUCAGGAGAAGUGACAGAAAGAGAAAUUACUGAACCCACAGAACUCGUUCAUCCAGCUCAUGAAUCGAGGGAAGUGACUGCAGAGAAGAUUAGUGAAACUGUUGAACUUUCCAAGGAAAAUGAGUUGUUAACCGAAGUUCAUCCAGUGAAAGACUUGGAAGUCGUACCAAAAGGCACUAAUGAAUCCAUUGAACCUCCCAACAACAAGGAGCAGCUAGAUCCAGUUCUUUCCCAGAAAGAAUCAUCAGAAGUCAUAGCAAAAGAGACUAGUGCAUCCUUUGAACCUCUAAAGAACAAGGAGCAGGUAGAGGAAGAUUUUCCAGUUACAGAAUCUGGAGAAGUGAAGGGAAAAGAGACCAGUGAUUCCACAGGUUCUGAAGAAGUUGAGAAACAAGAACCCGAAGCAAUUAAAGUACAGGAAAAUGUGAGAGAAUUACCUGAGCUGACCGUUCAAGAAACUGACGUGGAGGUUGAAAAUAUAAAAGAUGAGAAGACAUUGGCUUCUGAAGAUGACAUUAACCCACCCAUUGAGGAAGGAAAACCCCAAGAAGAAGAGGCGCAAUAUGCAGUGGAAAGUGAUGAACAAGUUUCAGUUAGUCAGGUGGCUAAAUGUAACCUUAUAGAAGAUUCUGAUAAGGGCUUAGAACAGGAACAACAAGCUAAAGAAUUUGUCAGUAUAGACAAAGAGCUGAGGAAGAAACCAGAGACAACUUGUGUUCCAGAAUUGUCUGCUGAACCUUCCAAGAAAGAAGGGCCGGUUGAAGUUCUUUUAGCAGAACAGGCAGAGGUGAUUGAAAAAGAAAUAACUGAAGUAGUUGAACUUCCGACAGAAAAGGAGCAGCCCAUUGGAGUUCAUCCACUAGUGGUGGAAAAAGAGAUUACUGAGCCCACAAACCUUCCUAAGACAAAGGAACAUGCAACUGAAGUACAGCCAGUGCAAGAAUCAAUGGAAGUCAUAGAAGAAAACAUUAGUGAAUCUGUAGAAGUUCCGAAGGAAAGUGAGUUGCUCAUUGAAGUUCAACCCGAGAAAGAAUUAGAAGUCGUGGCGGAAAAAGACACUAGUGAAUCCAUUGAACCUUCCAAGAACCAGAAGCAACCAAAUGAAGUUCCACCUGAGAAAGAAUCAGAAGUUAUAGCAAAAAAGAUUAGUGAGUUCGUACCUCCCAGCAACACAAAGCUUCCAGAUGAAGGUUCUCCUGUGACUGAAUCUGAGGAGGUGAGAGCAAAAGAGACAGGUUCGGAAGCAGUUGAAAAACGAGAACUUGAAGUUACAGAAGUCAAGGAUGGUAAAGAAGAAUCACCUGAAAUAACCAAUCAAGUUCUGAAUGAUUAUGUGAAGGUUGAAACUGAGGCAAUUGAGAAGAGUGGAAGUGUGAAAGGUGAGAAGUCAUUAGCUCUUGGGGAUGACAGUAAGCCACCUUUGGGAGUAGAACAAAUCCACAAAGAAGAGGAGCAACGCACAGAGGAAAGAGACAGACAAGAUUCACUUCGCCAGGGGGCUCAACCUAGUGUAGAAUUAACUGCAGGGGACUUUCCUCCUCAGGAUGUGAAAAAAGAUGAAAAAAAGGAAUCGAUCAAUAUCGAUGGGGUUGAAAAGGUGGGAGAGGAAAUACAGAAAUUAACUCUGCCAAGGGAAGAGGUGGCUCCAAGAGAUUUUGAAACUGAUGCUGUGGUAGUAGAAAAGUCAAUUGAUGACCAAAAGGCUGGUGAUAUAGCUGGCCUGAUUGCGGAAACCAAGAUAGAGGAGAGUAUUAAAGAUGAGAAACCAGCAGAGGUUGAAACUGGCAUAGCUCAUGUAAAUGAAACGCCUAAAGAACCCCAGGAACCUGAGUUGGAAGUAAAAGAUAAAGAAGCUGUGAAAACAGGAGAAGUUGCAAAAGUGAAUGACAAGAAAGAAGUUCCAUCAAAGCAUAGUCAUAAGCAUUCACACAAUCUUUUAUCGAAAGUAAAACAGUCACUGGUGAAGGCAAAGAAAGCUAUCAUUGGUAAGUCACCCAGCUCAAAAACCCUUUCCUCUGAAGCAAGGGAUGACGUUAAAGUUAAGUGAUGGUGUGGAACUAAUAAACACUGAAUAGUUCACACGAAUGCCGUAUUACCCUUAUUGUUUGGACACGCAGCAUAUUCAGCGUUGCGGUGUCAGUAUCAUUUGAUUUCUCUUGGUUUGUUUCUUAUUCAGAAAAGAGUGUGUAUAGAAGAAGGUUUCCUUUAAUGCUAUACUUGAUACUGUACGAAUAUAUUGGUUCUUCUUUGUAUUUAUUAUUUGGUGGUGUUUUUUUUUUUAUAGUAAUUAUAAGAAGAUGUGGUUGUGAGGAUUUUUUGGGAUAGUUUUCAUAGUUGUAAUGUAAACUUUAAUAUUGUACCGUGAUGUGUAUAUUGUCAGCAUUUUUGUGGA
Messenger RNA from Cucurbita pepo subsp. pepo (vegetable marrow), 6040 nucleotides. RefSeq lists its product as uncharacterized. The record is from RefSeq and is a predicted model, not a curated record. NCBI's taxonomy places the organism in Eukaryota, Viridiplantae, Streptophyta, Magnoliopsida, Cucurbitales, Cucurbitaceae.